Etheostoma cragini (Arkansas darter) is the source of this 2567-nucleotide messenger RNA. RefSeq names its product ArfGAP with FG repeats 2 (gene agfg2). NCBI's taxonomy places the organism in Eukaryota, Metazoa, Chordata, Actinopteri, Perciformes, Percidae. The record is from RefSeq and is a predicted model, not a curated record. Gene Ontology annotation, molecular function: GTPase activator activity. The transcript is spliced from 14 exons. Bases 175 to 1662 code for a protein of 495 amino acids.
GUCUGACUUGACGCCCCCUCUUCGGUCCUUGCGUUGGGGUGAAGCCGCAUAAAAUCAUUUCCACAAUGCGGGCUUGACGUGCUUCAUGUAGUGAAACGGAGGAGAUCCAGGAGAAGGACAGCCGAGGGUUACCGGCUUUACAUCGGGCUGUCAGUUAGGCACCGGGGGAAUAAAAUGUCGAACCGUAAGCACCGGGACAACCAGGAGAUCUGCGCCCGCAAGGUCCGGGAGCUGGCCCAGUCUGGAGUAAACAAACACUGCUUCGAGUGCAACCAGCCCGGGGUGACAUACACCGACAUCACGGUGGGCAGCUUCGUCUGCACGUCGUGCUCCGGAAUGCUGAGAGGCCUCAACCCUCCCCAUAGAGUCAAGUCUAUCUCCAUGACAACCUUCUCCCAACAGGAAGUGGAAUUCCUCCAAAACCAUGGCAACGAGGUUGGGAGGAGAACGUGGCUGUGCGUUUUUGACCCAAAGACAGACGGCUGCUCCGACAUGAAGGACUCUCAGAAGUUCAAAGAGUUCCUGCAGGACAAAUUCGAGAAGAAAAAGUGGCAUUAUACCAAAAGUAAGAACCGGAGGGAUGUUGAGGGUCCAUGGAGCCCGGGGGUCCAAGCAGUGCCCCCUUCCCUUGGUCCCUUAGUGAGCCAGGCUCCCUCCCAUAACCUGCCCCCUAACGCAAGAUCCACUCGGCCAAUGUCUCAGUCCCAGCUGCCGUCAUGGGAUCGAGCUCCUGCAAUCUCGCCCGCUGACAUGCGGACGGAUGUGUUCACCGCCCGGCCAUCGCGCUCCCAAAGCUUCAGAGACCCCUCUCUGAAAGAUCCCACCCUGUGCGGGAUAGAGAGACAGCGGCCAGGCUCCCUGUCGUCUGCGCUGGGAGCUCAGAGCCACGUCCCCUCCUUCCCCGCCCUCCCGCGGCCAUCAGCCAGUAGCUCUUUCAAAAACCACUUCACUUUAGGUCGCACAGUAUCGGCCUCGGGGACCUCUGGGCCCUUCAGGGCCUUCCCCAAGUCUCUCAGCGUGGACUUUGGAGGUUUGAACCAUGCUCAGCAGCAGCAGCAGCCUCUGCCCCAGUCUCUGUCCCAGCAGCAGCCUGGGAGUGCCAGCCAGACGACACAACCCGUCGGCAGCUCCAACGCCCAGGACAGAUACGCUGCUGUGUCACAUCUGGACAGUGUCUUCUGUGACACAUCAACGGUCGCAGCUCCACCUGUUGGCCCUCCGCAGUACAACACCAUCUUCGGCAACAGGCUCUCUUCCAGCUCAACUCCUGCCAGUUCCCCCGGUGUCGACACAGUCUCCAGCUCCCAAACUUUUGCAAAUUUCCCCAACCCAUUCAGCUCCAGCUCCAGUUCCAUCUCCGGCUCUGCUUCCCAGCAGCCCAUUGCCAUCUCACCCAGUAACCCCUUCAGCAAUGCAUCAGGAGGUGACUCCAGUGCGUUCGUCACCUCGCCCACCGCGGUUUUCCCUACGUCCGCCUCCUUCCCAGCACCCAACACCCAGAGUGCAUUUCAUCAUGAAUCAGCCAGCAACCAGGAAGCCAAUGGCUUUGCCUCCUUCCCUGCGCCCGACUCUCAGCCCAAAGUCCCUCGGCCCAUGUCAGUGAACCCGUUUACGGGGAAUGUUUACCCCAGUCGAGGGACGUCGCGAAACCCUUUCAUCUGACCCCCCCUCUCCUCACUUUACCCAACCCGUUCAUCUCUGGGAGCAGAGGGAGAAGUGAACUUGAGGAGUCGCUGCCAUUUCAAUGCCUCUGUAGUAUUCUCAACCUCUAAGGGAGGGUUUGACGUCCUCCCUCUCCUCUCUUUAUCCCCCCUCUCUGUCUGUGUUUACGUGUUUGUGGAGAAAAAGAAAUGUGUGAAUGCAAUUAUGAAAUUUGUGUACAGUAUGUAUGAGAUUGGUCGCCUGCUGUGUUUGUACCACGUGACAUUAUGUCAAAAGGUGUUUGUGUGUCAGUGGACGCCACCUCAGGGCUCUGUGGGAGUCACGAGUAAACAACGCUUCUAGGAUUUUUUGCAGAAACACACACACACACACACUUAUACAGGAAUCACACAUACACACACACAUGUUGCUGCUGCUGCUACUUUGUUUUCAUCUCCUGCUUAAAAGUGCAAAAAAACAGCCCUUGAUAAACUCAUCAGCAUUUCUUUUACAGAUGGUUAUAACAGCCUUAACAGCCUCCUGAUGCAUGUGAAUUAGCGUUGAAAGAUAAGACCGGCUUUUCUGUGUGAUGGGUGUGUGGAACAUGUUUGCAUUUGUCACUGUUUUUUUUAUUCUCAGUUCAUCCUUUUGAAGGAUUUUCAACUUUCCAUUUUCUAGGCUGCAUGUGCUUUGAGGGCUAAAGGAGAUUCUACUGAAUGUAAAAGCAAUUUCAGAAUAACUUAAAUGUGUAUAAAAACUUCAUGGCUUUCACAAUCUGGACCAAAAUGUUUUUUGCUUGAUUUUUUUUUCUUUCUUUUGAUUGAAGGCAAAGUUAAUUUCCCUCAUUUUACCAAAAAGAAAAGAGAGAUUCAUGUUUUUGUAUUGACAAGUAUUCAUGUUCAUAAAAUCAGUUUGUUGCUUCUUAA